UUGACGUUUAGAUUGCGUGUCACUUGUAUUUCCAAGCCUCCCAAUAAAAUGCCUCCACACAGUCACCAUAAAGAAUCUGUUGGUGGUUUAGGCAAAAUGGUGAAAAUUUUGUUAACGUUAUUACCUAUAUUAACUGUAGUGAGUUGUUCCCCUAUAAUCAACCCCAAUAUAGUGAAUAAACAUGUAGAGAGAAUUAUUGAUUUAACCUCUCAAUUGGUUAAAAUAACGUCGACUAUAACCUUAGAGAACACCGGUAAAGAGUCGGUGAACAACUUCCACUUAAUCUUCGAGCCUGGACAAGGAGGAAACCUUUCGUAUAGGAUCCUAAAGGAUACCGCUAAAGAUGAGCUUAGGGUAACACCAGUCAAAAUUGAGAACUACAAAGAUACCUUCAAUGUGAAACUGAAUCAACCUCUCAACUCAGGAAAGACUACCACCAUCACUCUUGAAUACAUAUUCACCAAUGCUUUGGUUCCAUAUCCAAGCAGCAUUACUCAAAAAGAAAGACAACUGGUCAGGUAUUUUGGCAAUGUGUACUUCUAUAGCCCUUAUAAAACAGUGAAACAGUCUUCUUCAAUUAUUUUGAGCUCAAGAAACAUUGAGAGCUAUACCAAAGUAAAGCCUGUCUCUGUGUCAGAUAGUACAAUCAACUAUGGUCCAUAUAGUGAAAUUAAACCAUUCACAACUGAAUCAUUGGUUGUGCACUAUGAAAACAAUUCACCAUUUUUGAGAGUUACUAAAUUGGACAGAUUGAUUGAGAUUUCCCAUUGGGGCAAUAUUGCUGUGCAAGAAGAUAUUGAAAUUCUCCACACUGGAGCUAAAUUGCAAGGACCAUUCUCGCGUUAUGACUACCAAAGGGAUACCAGUAGCAAUCAUCACAGUAUCAAGUCCUAUAAAACCAUAUUGCCUGCAGCUGCUCACAGCAUUUACUAUAGGGAUAGUAAUGGUAAUAUUUCUACAUCCCAGGUGAGAGCUAGAAAAGAUUGGAUUGAAUUAGAAUUGAGGCCCAGAUUCCCAUUGUUUGGUGGAUGGAAGAGCUCCUACACUUUAGGAUACAGCAUCCCAAGCUACCAAUAUUUAUACAAGAUGCCAUCAGGAAGUUACAUGCUCAGAAUGAGGCUACUAGACCAUGUGUUUGAUGACAUGCAUGUUGAUCAGUUGGAAACAAAUGUUGUUCUACCAUUGGGUGUAACAAAUGUUCAACUAAAAUUCCCAUACUCUGUUGACAGAUUAUCUGAUGAUAUUGCUCAUAAGUACUUGGAUUCAGUUGGUAGACAAGUGAUUAGGUUAAAGAAAUCUAACUUGGUAGAACAGCACAUUCAAGAUCUGGACAUUGUUUAUGAUUGGCAACCAUUCUUGUUGUUCCACAAGCCAAUUCUAAUUGCAAUUUGUUUGUAUGCACUAUUUUUACUGGUUAUUGUUUAUGUGAGAUUAGAUUUUUCCAUCCAUAAACCAGAAAACAAAAAAGACUAAUUUUAUAUGUAGCAUUUUCACAAUUAAUUUUUUGUCAUUUAUCAAGAUUUGUAAUU
Molecule: messenger RNA, 1529 nt
Organism: Nicrophorus vespilloides
Lineage: Eukaryota; Metazoa; Arthropoda; Insecta; Coleoptera; Silphidae
Product: dolichyl-diphosphooligosaccharide--protein glycosyltransferase subunit 1
Exons: 1
Coding region: 49-1473 (474 amino acids)
Cellular component (GO): membrane; oligosaccharyltransferase complex
Source: RefSeq, a predicted model, not a curated record